Messenger RNA from Fonsecaea multimorphosa CBS 102226, 1605 nucleotides. RefSeq lists its product as uncharacterized. Gene Ontology annotation, cellular component: endoplasmic reticulum membrane; glycosylphosphatidylinositol-mannosyltransferase I complex. The coding region runs from base 1 to 1605 and encodes 534 amino acids. The record is from RefSeq and is a predicted model, not a curated record. Gene Ontology annotation, biological process: protein processing; GPI anchor biosynthetic process. NCBI's taxonomy places the organism in Eukaryota, Fungi, Ascomycota, Eurotiomycetes, Chaetothyriales, Herpotrichiellaceae. The transcript has a single exon. Gene Ontology annotation, molecular function: mannosyltransferase activity.
AUGCGCAGGAGAUCAACAUAUAUCACUCACCCCAGUCGCGCUGUCAAUCCAGAUGAUAUUCAAGUCCGCCAAAGUCAGCUAUUGCUAGGAGCAUUGAAGGCAGCACGAGAAGAACGCUUGACGCUGGGCCUCGAAGAAGUGCCGGUGGAAAUAGCCAGUUACUUACGAGAAUGCCAUGAACUUCACGUCCGUUGGGCACCGGAACAUCCCUAUAACACAACCGCUCCGUUCCUUUCAAGGAUAUCCCCUGGUCUACAUGUCCAAUACACGCCUUUGCACGAAGGCCAGGUCGAUCGCCUUUGCAAUCUCCUCCACAAGGUAUUCGGGAAACAGCUCCGUUGCGACUCGCCAGAAGCAACCUUCAUCAGCCCUCCUCUGACAUCCGAACGCUUCGCCCAGACUUCAUCCUUUCAGUACUAUUCUCUUCUGCCUUCGCUAAAGCACCUGGUUGCUUACAUAUACCAUUCUGUUUGCACACCGAACGACUUGCAGUGUCUGCACACGGUGUCCCUCCUAAACAUUGCCGAUUCUGUGGACUUUGACUACGACAGCAUCUCCCAUGCUCUCACCAUCACCAUUUUCUGGUCAAAGCAACCUGCUGUAUUCUACGACCCAAUUGGGGAAUUCACAACUCUUGAUGCGUGGAAUCUCGAUGUGCAAUCUAGAAAGGACGACAGGGUCGAGGUUGGUAUUCUCAGUGCAUCACCAGCAACCGAACCCUCAGACCUUCAGCUAUCAGGCUUUCUUACUGUUGUCGGAGAAGAUGAUCAUCCGAAAGCUACGCUUUUCAGUUUCCCUUCCCGCCAUCAUUCCUUUGGUUCAGAUCAGGCAAAGUUCCAGAAAUACACUGUUUCGUUUGACGAGCCGACUGGACUGCAUCCGACCUUACGAAUCUCUUUCCCCUCGGCGGUUUCACUGACCGAGCCCGAGAAUAAGCCUCCUGGAAGUGUUUGCGCACUACAGACCUAUCUAACUCUUCCUUCACAUAUCUUUGCCGACAAAUACGCGUUUCUCAGCAACGACCCGCUGUUUCAGAAAUUACAUCACGUUGGCCUAUUGCAUUCCAUUGCAGGUGAGACAGACCUAGAGGCUCCUGACUAUGUCGUCAGAAAAUGGGGAUCGACAAUGCUGCUUGAACUCCAGACACCAAAUGGCAGUAUUGGAGAAACGAGAGCUGCGGUUGGAGUAUGGGAUGUGACCAUACCCCUCCACCUACGGUAUCUGGAACCAAAGAAUGGCAGCUCGUCCGAAGUCGAAGUGCCUUGGCCUAUUGUCUUCUGGGCCUGUACCGCUGACGAUGGAACCAAGUUUCCUGUAAACCCUUUUGACAGGAUUCAGCUUGGCUUUGAAGGAUUGUUCGGCCCCAGAACUAUGUUCUACCAUCUGGACCCGGUGCCGACCCAGGGUGCUGCACCAGGAAGACUGAUAGAGCGCAUCUCCGCGCCAGUCUUGGACCUCAAUGCUGCAAGCCCAUCGAAGAUCGAGUCGCUGACCAUGGCUACAAUUGCCCUCGGAUUUUUGUGGGUGCUGCUGAAGCUGAAGCCCUGGUUCACAGCAAGAUCCACCCGUGACCAGCAUGCCUCGGGAAUGAAAAAGAGGCAAUGA